GAGGACCUUUCUCCCCUUUCUCCUUCCUCAGGAGCCAUCCGUGGUGUUCUCUGGAGGCCCUCGAUCUCCAUCUUGGGUAUUCCUAAAGACGCAGGUAGGUAAACCCACCAACGACACGCACACAGCGUGGGUGUAGGAGCACAGAACAAACUGCUCGUGCACUGCACCACCCUCAGUCCGUCACUCUCAGUGACUGACCCUUGCCAGCCAUUCGUCCGUCCAUGGAUCUUUAUUGGUGUCUGGAUGUUUGCAGAGGCGUCUUACCGCAGCUGGCCGAAGCGGCAGAGGCACUCCCACCAGCCCGCAGCAUCACCGCCAGUAUCCUCCCCUCUCCCUCCCCCCCUCCACCACUGCCACUGUCUACCGCGAUGAACAACAGCGAAGAGUUUAUGUGCCCCGAGCUGCGAGUGGCCCUGUGUCAUCUGAAGGAGGCUCUCCGGUGCCUGCUGCACAGCGUGGUGUUCUGCCGCUCGCUGGGCGCCCACAAUGUGGUCACGCCCAUGUCCAUCUACUCUGAGCAGCUGGAGCUCGGCUAUGUCAAGUGCUACUCGCCCGACCUAUCUAUCGACAACCUUAUCGAGACCCGCAUCAACGCAUUCGCCACGCUGUUCGAGCGGGAGCUGGCCAUCCCCACACACACGCACACGAAUGUGCCACCCUCGCAGGGCACAGCCGAGCUGGUCAGUUGAGUUGGGGGGAAGACAGUGCAGUGCCUGGCCUGGGCGGGAGUCCACUUCUCUCUGUGUGUUGUGUGGUUGUGAUUGUACAGAGGAUAGGUUUCUAUGUGCCCCGUGCGAAGCGUGCCAUCUGGGGCAUCUUCAAGCCGCCCGACGAGAAGAUAUUCUUCGAAGUCUGGCGCAUCCCCAUUCGCGUCAGCGUCCCCUCAUCCUCCCCUCCCCCGUUCACACGCUCCCUGCGCAGCAGCACCACCGCCGCCAGCCAACAAACCCCGCCCCCGCCACCCGACCCACAGUCAACCGCUGGCCAUGCCGCUGCUGCUGGUGCUGCUGCCGCUGCCGUGGCGCCUUCAUCGUCGUCUUCGUCAGCCGGAGAUGCCACUCGGCUGCUUGAGGAUGAGCUGGCGAUGCGGCGGGAUGCGCACACGGAGGUGCGUCGGGUGCUCUUGUACAUCAUUGAGAACGUCAACAAGAAAAGGGACCACCUGCCGCCGCCAAGGGACCAGCAGUCGAUAUACUGGUAGGGGGUGGGGUGGUGGGGGGGUCAGUGGAGGGGAGGGGAGAUGGCUGCCAUGCCAUGCCAUGCCAUGGCUGUGCUGUGUGUUGUGUGUUGUGUGUGGUCGACUCAGGUUUGAGGUGAGCUACGACAUUCGUGGGCAGGAUGGGUCGGCGGCGUGGCAUCUGCCCUCCGCCAUUCGAUCGCCGCCCGGCAGGAAGCUGCCCUAUAUCACAUGAAGGAUGGAUGGAUGGAUGCACUCACUGAUGGAGAGAGAGAGAGAGAGAGAGAGAGAGGAGAGGAGAGCAGAGAGACACCGAUGAUCAAGUGGCGUGGAUGGUCAGUGUGUCAGAUCUGCAUUCAUG
Molecule: messenger RNA, 1538 nt
Organism: Vitrella brassicaformis
Lineage: Eukaryota; Vitrellaceae
Source: the annotation of a GenBank genome assembly